CGGUAUCGAGUCCCCACGUCAAGACUCUCCCUCUCCGGGUCUUGUUCUGCUGCACGCGCGACACCGGGGCGGAUAUAUAUAUAUCUAUAUCUAUAUCUAUAUUUUAUACUGUGCGCGCGGACGGUGCUGGUUCGGGCGGGGCGGAAGCACGUGUCUUGGUUCGGAAUAGCAGUCGGGCCGGAAGUGCGCUGCACGUGCGUUCGGUUCCGCUAGGAGAAGAAGGAGAGACAGAGAGGCGCGUGGAGAUAAGGAGGCAGGAGAAGCGCGAAGCGCACGAAUCACACACACACACACACACAGCCAACAACAACAAAAGCACGCGCGACCGUCUCCAUCCAUGCAGUCGUAUUACAGUUAAGAUGGAGGAGCAGAAUGAAGGUGUUCAGGUCGGGGAGAAUAAAUACAUCAGCAAGAGCAGCGUCCUUGCCCACCUGAAGACCUAUAACCUUUAUUAUGAAGGACAAAACCUGCAGCUGAGACACAGAGAGGAAGAAGGUGAGCUGAUUGUUGAGGGUCUCCUGAACAUCUCCUGGGGUCUGCGGCGACCAAUCAGAUUGCAGAUGCAGGAUGACAACGAGCGAAUCCGACCACCUCCCUCAUCUACAUCCUGGCACUCGGGCUGUAACUUGGGCAACCAGAGCGCUGAGGCUCAGAAACAAGCUCCGCCCUCCAUCGAUGUGACGCUGUCCGAGAGCGAAUCGGAAAACAGCAUGGUAAACGAAAUGGAAAACGACGAACAUGAAGAAGACACCUGCUCUCAGCUCCUGAGGACUAAAAGUGAUGCAGGGGUUUUGAGGCGGGGAAACAAGCGGUCUCCUAGCGACCAGCGGCGAAUCAGGAGGCACCGUUUCUCCAUCAAUGGCCAUUUUUACAACCACAAGACGGCGGUCUUCACUCCGGCGUACGGUUCUGUCACUAACGUGCGUAUAAACAGCUGCAUGACGACGCCGCAGGUGCUGCGUGUUUUACUCAACAAGUUUAAGAUUGAGACCAGUCCUGAUGAUUUUGCGCUCUACAUUGUCCACACCACUGGAGAGCGAGUUAAACUAAAGCCCACAGAUCAUCCUCUGGUGUUAAGGAUCCUGCAGGGUCCUUGUGAGCAGGUCUGCAGGAUCUUCCUGAUGGAGCAGGACCUUGGAGAGGAGGUCACAUAUGAUGUGGCGCAAUACAUCAAGUUCGAGAUGCCCGUGCUUCAGAGUUUCAUCACCAAACUGAAAGAAGAGGAGGACCGGGAGGUGCAGAAACUCAAACACAGAUAUAAGAAUCUGCGCUUCAUCAUUGAGAAGCAGCUGCAGUGUUCACCAGAUGGUUCCACCUCCAUGUGAUGAAGCUCCUCCACCCAAAGAUGUUUGGCUCUUCGCUCCGCCCUCACACUCCUGAUGUUCUCUCGGUGUCACGACACCAGAGUUCAGCUCGUCUUUCUCCACAUUCAUGAUCGAUGUGGUCCUCGGUGUGUUUUUAAAUUCUAAAGUGUGAUGGUACUUAUUUUACUUGGUUACUGUGUGAAAUGUUCACAUGCUCCAGUCACGCUGGAGGUCCAGACGGUGUUACAAUUGACCAGGAAGUGUUCAGGGUUUUUACACGAUUCAGGGUUUUACUGAAGACCACUGUUUUCAGAAACACGGCCUCGUCGACGUCCUCUCAAACCCCUGACGCGUGCUGAGGGAGGGGGUUUCUCAGCGUGCUUUUCACCUUGCCAGCUCAUUGACUAGCUGGGAAAUUCUAUGCUAUUCUGUGCUCCUGUAGCAUUACUACGUCACACCAAGCAAAAGAGUUAGCAUGCUAGCUGGAAAACAAAGCAGGGAUAAACAAACAGCUGAGAUUUAGCUAGUUAUAGCUAGCGGUUUCCUUUUUCCCCCCAUCAUUAAAAUGUUUCCACUUUCUAAAGAAAAAGAUUAAUCAGACCUGCUGGAGCUUUACAAUCCCCAAACAUAGAACCAAACUCAAUGUGGGGUAUCAUAAUGUGAGGAAUAACUUUAAAAAAAAAUUAUGUAUUAUGUAAAAUUAUGUAACUACUGUUUUAUUUUUCCCAAGAGUGCAUUGACACUUAGCUGCUCAACUUCCUAAUGAACACCUCAGUGAUGUCAUAGGGAAUUGACCCUCUCAGUUUGCCCCCAUUCCCCUUUUCCAUACAACAUUGAGGCUGAAUCUUCUGAGAGGAAGUCGACGAGGUGUGUGGAGGAAACCAUAUGGGGACGCAGACGAUUUUAAGGCGACAUGCUUCUGCCCCCUAGAGGCACAACAUGGAAAAGCACAUUCAAUUACCACAAGUCAGAUCCUUGGAUGUAAUAAGAGGACUCGAUUCUAAGCACAAUAUAAAACAUACACACUCUUUCUCUCUCUCAAACACACACACACACACACUCUCUCUCUCUUCUUUGAAAUAGUCAUGUUUAGCAAAAGCAAUCUCAGCCCAACAUGUGAUGUGUUAAUGUGUAGGAUGUUGGGCUGUUAUUAACUAAAGCACAAGCUGCUGGAGGUGUGUGUGUGUGUGUGUGUGUGUGUGUGUGUGUAUGUUUAAACAUUAUGGAUGUGACUAUCAAUAAACUGAUUUAGAAAUGCUGCCUGUUUAAGGUGUGUGUGUGUGUGUGUGUGUGCGUGUGUGUGCAAGAAUUAAUUUGUAAUGUUUUUAUUCCUUUUUUUACAUCCUUCUCCUCCCAUGUUUUUCGACGCUUAUGGAUGAAAAUAUAGAUCCAGCACGACGUUUAUUUGAUGCUGACAAAUUAAAUACAUUUUCAAAACAGAAAA
Silurus meridionalis is the source of this 2748-nucleotide messenger RNA. RefSeq names its product Ras association domain family member 2a (gene rassf2a). The transcript has 10 exons. Bases 360 to 1325 code for a protein of 321 amino acids. Gene Ontology annotation, biological process: positive regulation of protein kinase activity; positive regulation of JNK cascade; regulation of non-canonical NF-kappaB signal transduction. Gene Ontology annotation, cellular component: cytoplasm; nucleus. NCBI's taxonomy places the organism in Eukaryota, Metazoa, Chordata, Actinopteri, Siluriformes, Siluridae. The record is from RefSeq and is a predicted model, not a curated record.